Molecule: messenger RNA, 445 nt
Organism: Culex quinquefasciatus (southern house mosquito)
Lineage: Eukaryota; Metazoa; Arthropoda; Insecta; Diptera; Culicidae
Exons: 2
Coding region: 41-421 (126 amino acids)
Molecular function (GO): odorant binding
Source: RefSeq, a predicted model, not a curated record
UCGGAAAUUCAACCCGCAAUGUUGGACGAAUCGUUGAACGAUGAACAUCUACUGUACCGUUGGAUUGCUGGCAACCCUGGCUUUGGUGGUCUCUGUGUCCGCCGACGAGGCACGCUGCAUGCGCGAGGAGGGGGCCUCCGACGCGGACGCCCAGGUUCUGCGCGAGUCCCGGCCGCCGGUCACGAGGACCCAGAAGUGCUUCUUCGACUGCAUGUACCGGGCGUCGCGCUUUUCGGACGGCAAGCGCUUCACCAAGGACGGCUUCAUCGCGUACGUCAUGCGGGUCGUCGGCCACGACGGGCUCAAGUUCCAGGUGCUGAGCGCGAUGGCCGACAAGUGCGUCCACCUGGAGAGCGACGACCGGUGCCAGCUGGCCGCGGACAUUGAAAAGUGUCUGUUCGGGCAGCACCGGAAGGAUUAGAUUGCUGAAAGGGGUCUGACGCGA